GAAUAUCAGAUAUCUCUCUCCACUCUCUUCUUUGUUAUAUUCUCACCACACCACACUCUCAAAGCACAUUUAAGCCAAGUGUGAGUUCUGAAAAUGGGUUUCAACAAAACCUCAAACAAAUUUUCACAAGCAGCAGUUUUGAAGCACAUAGUGAAGAAGAGGUGUACCUUGGGUAGAAAACAUCACUACGAGGAUGUCCCCAAAGGCCACUUUGUUGUGUACGUUGGCCAAAACCGCAGCCGGUACAUCAUCCCCAUAUCUUUCUUGUCGCGUCCCGAGUUCCAGAGGCUACUUCAACAAGCAGAAGACGAGUAUGGGUUUGAUCACGACAUGGGUCUCACCAUUCCUUGCGAAGAACAAGUCUUUGAGUCACUUACUUCCAUGCUUAGAUAGAGAUACAUCAUACUAUACCGACACGAUCAAACAUGACCUAUCAUACCGAACAAUAUUGUCAGCUUUAAGGACAAGGAGCUUACGGGUCUGUUUUUGUUGCCGAGUGGUAACAUCAUGCCUAGGUCACCCAUCAUGGAUUGCUCACUCAAGCACGCUUGCUAUGGAGUUGUUCUCUCAUCUAGAACCGAUGUGACCAAAAAGUGUUGAUGAUAUUUUUUUAGGUGCACAUUUCCUUAUAGCAUAGUGUCUCUCAUGUACUGAAGAAAACAUGUUAUCUAAAGGGUCACAACUAUGUUAAUUUUCCAUGUUCAAGCUUUUAGUCAAUCAUAAUA
Molecule: messenger RNA, 725 nt
Organism: Helianthus annuus (common sunflower)
Lineage: Eukaryota; Viridiplantae; Streptophyta; Magnoliopsida; Asterales; Asteraceae
Product: auxin-responsive protein SAUR50-like
Exons: 1
Coding region: 94-393 (99 amino acids)
Biological process (GO): response to auxin
Source: RefSeq, a predicted model, not a curated record